Molecule: messenger RNA, 483 nt
Organism: Electrophorus electricus (electric eel)
Lineage: Eukaryota; Metazoa; Chordata; Actinopteri; Gymnotiformes; Gymnotidae
Source: RefSeq, a predicted model, not a curated record
AUGGUGACGGUGAAAUGUCGCCCUCAAUGGCACCAACAGGAAAGCGUGCGGCCAUCCCUCCAGAGCUGCCUAACAUUCACUAAGGAUGCCAUCAGAACGCAGCUAAAAGAUAUCGUCGAAUGCGCCACAAAGUACUUCUGUGCCUUGGCCCAGGGACAACCUCUUCCUGUCAGACCAACCCCUGAGCAAGUCAGUGCCACAUAUCUUACACCCGAGUUCCUGCAUCCGUUUCAGGGAAGGUUUGGCUGGAUCAAAUUCUUCACUCUGUGCUGCAGCUACCUGGGAGAGACCAUCAAAAAGGCAUUGACUCAUGCGUGCUACAUCAUGAAUGACCCUGCCUGUAUGGCCCCUGAUGCGUGCAUGCCAAACAAGAAAACCUUUCGUUACCUGUACACAUACACAGCUAUUGGAUGGGGAAAGACGAGCGACGGCGUGGUGAAGGUCUCUGACUUCAUCAACAGCUGUAAAGUGCGUCUGGGAUGA